AUGACCGUUUUCCUGCUGUGGGAGGAUCAGCCAACGCUUCUGGGUUCUCCACUGGGACGUAACGAAAUUGGCACUUGGGAGGCCUCAAAGCCUCUCGACUCAGUCGCGCUGCUUCCUGUCUGCGUCAUCAGUCGUCCUGGUCCUGAGUUCGUUGGAGGCGAUGGGGUUCUCCAGAUCACACCUACAGGGAAACUCCGUGCUCCAUCGGGACAAGAGGCAUCCCAGCUGAAAAAUCCGGCCAUCGCAAGAGUGGCUAGGCCAGAGCUCAGGACAACGGGACGGGUCAGCGGAAAAGCCAAACGUUCACACAGUGUCCGAAUACUCAAGCCAAGUGCUCGUCCGGGCCACAGACACGCUCUGCAAAGAAUCGAGACAACGGAGAAGGGGUCGGAAGUUCGGCCUAGUACGUGGCAAAGCCUUCGCCACGUGGCCUCCACACCUCGUAUCUAUCAACCACCAUUCAUCUGGCGAGCCCAGCUGCACAACAUCCUCACCGGAACAGGCUGCACAGCUACGAGGGCCGCAGUCAAGAUUCCGGUCACUUCCGUCUCGCUACUUCAGUGGCGACGAAUUCCGGAAAACAGCAGCCGGAUUUGAGCGGAUUCGAUCGCCGCAUAAGUGGCGAAAUCGCAGUAAUUCAGCCUGCCGAAACCGAGUGCAGCAGAUCGCCGAACGAGUUGUAGGAAUCCCGCCGAGUCUGCCGAAACC
Molecule: messenger RNA, 708 nt
Organism: Uranotaenia lowii
Lineage: Eukaryota; Metazoa; Arthropoda; Insecta; Diptera; Culicidae
Exons: 5
Coding region: 1-597 (198 amino acids)
Source: RefSeq, a predicted model, not a curated record